GUCUUUCACUGAAUCUCUUUCUAACAGCAAUUGGCCAUUCUUGACUCCUCUGAGUCUGUGCUACAUAUUAAACCGCGAACUAAAUUAAUGACACCGGUGAUCAGAUACAUACUACCAACAUAGCUCAUCAUACAGCACUUAACCUACACAUAAGGCACAAUGACAAGUCGCCAACCCCUUCGCGGCUCCUGUCAUUGUGGGCGCAAUCAAUACCUUAUACAGCUCCCAGAGGACGUCUCUGAGCACGCAGAGAUCUACUUUGACAGUAGUCGGGAUAGCCGAAGAAUCCACGGAACGCCUCUUACUGCAUGGCUUCGAGUCCCUUUGGACUGGUAUCAAUCUCAUACUGAAUCCUACUUCGACGACGAAUCGCGUGCGACAAUCCGGCGCAUCUUCUCCCCCGCUCACGCCCCGCAUACACAGCACGCUUUCUGCGGAUUUUGCGGAACACCUCUCUCAUAUUGGACUGAUGCUCCCAGUGACGAGGCGAACUAUAUGUCGGUGACAAUUGGGAGUCUUUCGGGGGAUGAUCAACGAUUGUUGGAGUACCUGGGCCUUCUUUCCGAAGAUGAGGAGGGCGAAGUGGAAUCUGAAGGUAGCCGGGAGGACCGGUCGACUGAUAUGCCACUUCGCACAACGCAGGCACCCUUGCCGCUUUCCCAUACUAUCAUACCUCCCUCAGGUGAGACGCGGGGCGUUUCUAAGACCUAUAGACAAGGCACGGUAGCUGGGAUCCCGUGGUUUGAGGAGAUGAUCGAGGGCAGUCGACUGGGUCGCAUGAUGAAGUCUAGACGUGGGUUCGGUGUCAGUGAUGAUCAAUCAACAACGAUACAAUGGGAGGUUAGCGAAUGGACGCACGAUGGGUCAGAGGGAGCUCAAUCUAGUUCGUCUGGGAAGCGGAAGCGUGGGCAGCAUGCUAGCGUAGAGGAAAAUGGAUCCCCGUAAACUAGAAAGGUAAAAGAACAAUGCACUAUGCACUAUGCUUAAUUAAUACAGUUAUCAUGAUUUAGUCUUUGGCCCUAGGUUAUUGUAACAUAACCAAGAAGUCAUAGGACAUAUCUUAGCUAUU
Molecule: messenger RNA, 1069 nt
Organism: Aspergillus pseudonomiae
Lineage: Eukaryota; Fungi; Ascomycota; Eurotiomycetes; Eurotiales; Aspergillaceae
Exons: 2
Coding region: 160-945 (261 amino acids)
Source: RefSeq, a predicted model, not a curated record